This is a messenger RNA of Paramecium tetraurelia, 580 nucleotides long. RefSeq lists its product as uncharacterized. The transcript has a single exon. Gene Ontology annotation, biological process: translational elongation. Gene Ontology annotation, cellular component: ribonucleoprotein complex; cytosol. Gene Ontology annotation, molecular function: GTP binding; ribosome binding; GTPase activity. The annotation marks the transcript as partial. Lineage: Eukaryota; Ciliophora; Oligohymenophorea; Peniculida; Parameciidae. The record is from RefSeq and is a predicted model, not a curated record.
UUUUUUUUAAAAAGUUAAAAACACAUGGUAAAUUUUUCAGUGGAUCAGAUCAGAGAGAUCAUGGACAAAUAAGACAACAUCAGAAACAUGUCUGUCAUUGCACACGUUGAUCAUGGUAAAUCAACCCUCACAGACUCAUUGUUAUGCAAAGCUGGUAUUAUCGCUUCCAAAGUUGCUGGUGAUGCUAGAGCAACAGAUACCAGAGAAGACGAAAAGGAAAGAGGUAUUACAAUCAAGUCAACUGGUGUUUCUCUUUAUUAUGAAUAUGACAUUUAUGACAAUAAGACCUUAGAAAAGUUUUUGAUCAACUUGAUCGAUUCCCCAGGACACGUUGAUUUCAGUUCUGAAGUCACAGCUGCCUUAAGAGUUACAGACGGUGCUUUAGUCGUCGUUGAUUGUGUUGAAGGAGUUUGUGUCUAAACCGAAACAGUGUUGAGACAAGCUAUGCAAGAGAAAAUCAAGCCAGUUGUCAUGGUUAACAAAAUUGAUAGAGCUAUCUUGGAAUUGAAGCAUGAUGGUGAAACAAUGUAUUAAAGCUUCGUCAGAGUCGUUGAUAUGGUCAAUGUCAUCAUCAACACCU